Molecule: messenger RNA, 1012 nt
Organism: Stegodyphus dumicola
Lineage: Eukaryota; Metazoa; Arthropoda; Arachnida; Araneae; Eresidae
Source: RefSeq, a predicted model, not a curated record
GCCGGACGUUAAAUAUCCUGCAAUUAAAAACCGAUUGGAACACAGUUGGCAUAAAAAGAGGGCCCAUUUUACUCAAUAAAAUAAUUACAAUUUCUUUCGCCAAACGAUCGCUUUGAUAUUCAGCAUGUGGAAACUAAGUUUGCUGCUGUUUUUAGGCCUUCUUGCAGUCAAUAAAGCAUGUGAAGAAAAUAUUAUAAGGGGAUGUUUGGAUGAGCUAGCGGCAGAUAUGGAGUCACUUAGAGGCUUACCGAAUGAAGACGAAUUACGACGAAUUUGCCCAGGGAUGUUAGAGACUUUCGAAUGCAUUCGAAAGAGAGCUCUAGCUUGUAGAAGAGGCACCCCGGAGGAGGCAGCCAGACGGCAAGAUGACUUAGAAGAUGCGAGAUCCGCUCAGCUUUUCCUCAAUAUUGAAUCGCUCGUAAAAGAUCUAUGCGAUGAAGAUACCAGCUUGCAUAAAAGCUAUAUACGUACUCACCACUGUACCAGUGAAUAUUUUAGUGAGCCUAAAAUGCAGUGCAGAAGAGAAGCAGAGGCUGCAUAUGCAGCUUACAGAGAUUUGACAGAAAAUCUGCCAGAGGGAAAUGACAUCGAAGAGACUGGAAAAGGAGAAUGCUUGGUCCAGGCAUACGCUUUCGCAUGCAUAGCACACGAUCUUCAAACUGCGUGCGGUGAGGAAGCUCGAGCAGUUUUGGGAGAAAUUAUCCAAAGGUCAAAAAUUUCGAAACUGACCACCUGCUCAGACGUAAACAUCGAAGAACUAAAAGCUAACUUCCUCGAAUCCUUGAACUUGGAGGAGGAACGAAGAGAUAUUUUCUCUUCAGCUUUCUUCAUGAUAAAGAAGAAGAAGUAAUCAGUGGUCCGUGACUGCAAAAUAACCUAUAACCUAAAUCCAUUAAAUAUUCAUUUAAUGGGUAACACGAACUUUUUGCAUUUGUCUGAAAGAAUUACAAAUUAUUUCGUAACGUUUCAUUAAAAUUUGAAGUAAGGAAAUAAAUCGUUAUUUUAUUUGAUA